AUUGUCCACCAUUCAAAAAUGAUAAAACAUGGUGAAAUAAAGCCUUAGCUUUUCUCACCUUGUUCAAAAGAUAACCAAGAAACCAGAGAAGCUAAGCCUAGGUAGAAGAAACAAUUAAAUUCCCAACAAAAAUGGCAUUGAGAAUGUGGGCUUCUUCUACAGCUAAUUCCCUUGGCAUCUCUUGUGCCUCUAAAGCUCUCCCAUUCCCUGCAUUUUCUCUCUCUAGAUGCUUUUCCACUGUUCUGGAUAAUUUGAAGUAUGCAUCAUCACAUGAAUGGGUGAAACAUGAAGGUUCAGUGGCCACCAUUGGUGUUACUGACCAUGCUCAGCACCAUCUUGGGGAUGUGGUGUUUGCAGAGCUACCAGAUGGAGGAGUUGGAGUAACAGCAGGAAAGGCAUUUGCAUCAGUGGAGAGUGUGAAAGCUACCAGUGAUGUUAAUUCCCCCAUUUCUGGUGAGAUAGUUGAGGUUAACACCAAGCUUUCAGAGACACCCGGUUUGCUAAACUCAAGUCCAUAUGAAGAUGGAUGGAUGAUCAAGGUGAAACCAAGCAAUCCAGCAGAGUUGGAAAGCUUGAUGGGUCCAAAAGAGUACACAAAAUUCUGUGAGGAGGAAGAUGCCCACUAACACUUAUACAACAUUAGAUACAUCUUCUAUGCCAUGUUGUUUGAGUUCUUGUUAAUGUUAAAUUUACAGAUCUUCAUGUAUUAUUGGAGUGCUAAUAAUGCUCGAUCUCCAUGAUUUUACAGUUACUUAACAUGAGCAAUUCUAUGCUAUAUUAAACCAAACUAUUGGUAGGAAA
Beta vulgaris subsp. vulgaris (sugar beet) is the source of this 801-nucleotide messenger RNA. Its product is annotated as glycine cleavage system H protein, mitochondrial. Gene Ontology annotation, biological process: glycine decarboxylation via glycine cleavage system; protein lipoylation. Gene Ontology annotation, cellular component: glycine cleavage complex; cytoplasm; mitochondrion. The transcript has 4 exons. NCBI's taxonomy places the organism in Eukaryota, Viridiplantae, Streptophyta, Magnoliopsida, Caryophyllales, Amaranthaceae. The coding region runs from base 132 to 626 and encodes 164 amino acids. The record is from RefSeq and is a predicted model, not a curated record.